AUGGAAAGGCCAAAGUAUUACCCAGGAUUUUGUAAGCAACUAGGAGCAAAAGGAAGGAGGUGCAUGUUGGAACUGAUCAGGAGAGUGUACAGGGAAAAGACUUCCGAUUGCAAAAAUAUUUUGGCUCAUAAAUUAAAACCUCCUGCUUGUAUCUCAAACCUCCCAUUUUUCAACAUCACUAUGUUGUGGAAGCUGUCGUAUGAGUUUGGUGUUUUUGAGGAAGCGCUAAAGAUACACCGGAUUUAUGGACAGAGCGCUGGGGCAUUAAAUCAGUUUUUAAAUGGGGGAGGCAUUACAAACGGAGCGAACCCAAUAGGAGAAGAAAAAAAGGAACGCGUCCUCACUAGUAAUAACCACAUGGAGGAAGCGCGUCCCAAUUUUUUGUACAAUGACAGCUGCGAGUCGUGCAGGAUGAACAGGGAGUAUAGCAGACGGAGCCUCCUAAAGGAGGGCCACAAGGAGGAAGAAGAAGGAGAAGCGGAUGAGGAAGAAGCGGAGGAUGAGGAAGAAGCGGAGGAUGAGGAAGAAGCGGAGGAUGAAGGAGAAGCGGAGGAUGAGGAAGAAGCGGAGGAGGAAGACGAGGAGGAGAGGGAGCCAAUCAAGACGUACGAAAUAAAAAACGGCUUGAAGGCAGACUCCGUGAAGGCAGACGCUGUGGAGAAAUUACUCUCCAGCUUUAUGCACAUCAGCAACGCAAUACUGCUUCACCUUAAAAAAAAUAAAGGUACCUGUCGUCCCCCCAAGUCACGAUACAGUUUGCUAAGUGACCACUGCUUGUUGUUAAUCCCGAUAAAACAGCAGAAUAGGAGAAAGAGAGGAAGGAGCAAUACACAUAAAGGAAACGAACCCAAUGCACAGCGGAGUAUUCAGCAUGAGGAUGAUCGGGGGGUACAACAGAUUAAAAGAAACGAUCGAGUCCUCCACGAGAUGAUAAAACAGUACGUCAUGGACAAGAAGGAAAAAAAAAUUCUGCAAAAGAACGAAAUUAUGGCCAAAGAAAAGAACGUUAUUAACUGCCUGAAAAAUAAAAAAAAAAAAUUUUGCAACAUGAACACUCCAAAAGUACACAGAAUGAGGAACAACAUGGAGGGCAGAAGAGUUGAGACGGAGGACCUCAUGAAUUUUUUACGACAGAGGGAGGUUGCAAAGAGGGGAACUACCAAGCAAGCCCCCCUUUGGUAG
Messenger RNA from Plasmodium cynomolgi strain B, 1182 nucleotides. RefSeq lists its product as hypothetical. The coding region runs from base 1 to 1182 and encodes 393 amino acids. NCBI's taxonomy places the organism in Eukaryota, Apicomplexa, Aconoidasida, Haemosporida, Plasmodiidae. The transcript is spliced from 3 exons. The record is from RefSeq and is a predicted model, not a curated record.